CCCCGCCGGUCUCUGUGCGGAGCGAGUUAGCGAGUCCUGUGCGUCCCUAGUUACAGGCGGCUACGAUCCUGGCCUACAGUGACAGUCCGUUCAGUCAGCUCUCAGUCGCCGUGUUCUCUCUCCGUCAGCAUGAGUCAGUCCGAUGUGUUCCGCCCAGCCAAUGGGGACCUGUAUGUCCGAGAUCCGGUAGCUAACGGAGUUCCGGUGUCCGCCAAUGCAUACCGGAAGACGUCGCUCCCGCGACCAGCGACCCACAGUGGAUACCGGUUCGGCCAGAUGAGUCACAAUUCGUUCUUCACCCGACACAAUCCUCAUCCCAACCGAGUCAGACACCUCAAAGGUCUCCUUGACAUCCCAAUCUGCUCCGUCAACGACGAUGGCUACUUCGCUUCACCCCGCUACAGCCUCCAGUUUCCUCCGAAUAGCUACAACAUAAAUAAGCUAUCAAACAGCGUUCGUGGCCGGAUUCCCGUCAACGCCAUCAACGUCAAUUCGCAGCUGUACCCGAUCAAUACAAUUACCGGGCUGCAGUACUUCACCGGACUAAACAGCUUCCCCUUCAGGGAGAAGGCCAUUCCCAAGGUUGGAAUGGUUCCGACGACCGAGGCGUGGAGGGAUGAGUUGAAGGAGUUCACGGAGCAGCUGAACGUGCCUGAGGAGAGAAAAAGAGACCCCGAAGAGGCCGAGAACCACCCAAUACUCCGCGGAGACCGGGCGUCUCAUCCCACCCCCCUCACGCAUGAUGUCCCGGGGGGCGUCAAGGAGGGGCAGGCCGCAGUUUUCCCCACCAUGCAGCACAUAGCUGCUGAACCCGACAUGGAGAAUGUGGUGUUGACGAUGUUGUGCCAGAUCCUACAGACAGAGGAUGUCAAUGCCGUGCAGUCGUGGCUGGUGUCGGCGGGAGACAGAGAGAAGACGAUGGUGAUGGACAUGAUCAGGACCGUCAUGGCGGGCAGGGAGGAGUAUAGUCACCAGCCUCCCGCCCAAGCUGUCACCGACAGGCCGGUGCUGCCACCUAUCAACGACAAGCAGAUCAUCGGAGACUGCAAGGAUGACAGCAUGAUAGACAGGUUGACGUUGGUGGACGAGCCUGUGAUCCCGAGAGGACCGACGAUGCCGAUGGCGGUUACCAUGGAUCCCGUAGAGACAAUGCCUGGAAUUCCUGCCGUCCCCCCACCCCAGGCCGAGCCUGCCAUGCCGGUACCAGCACCGUCCCCUCCGCACAUACCCAUGAAACCAGCCUCUCCCAAGGCCGUCAUCGAAGACGAAGAUGUACUGAUCAAGCCUCCUACAAAUGAAGUUUUCAAACAGUCCUCAUUUCGACCACCCACACAAGGCGGACGUAUCUCUAGGGGCGUUGACGUCAGGCCUCCAGGCACAGCCGACGCCAGGCUAAAGUACACCAAGUCACCAUUUGUGAACGGGGCAGUUCCAGACAACAUGUGGAAUCAACAACAGUCUAUAAACAACAACACUUUCUAAAUAUCCCAGAUAGUAACCAUUUAAAUUUAUUAAAAGGUAUUCAAGUGGAACGUGACCCGAUGCUUAAACCAGUUUAUGUUUUGGAGAAGACCAUUUUGUAUAAUUGUGAUGAGAUGGUUGUGUGACUGUGAACACCUGGAAACGGAUUUAGCUCACCUUAUAAACAUGGCUCCAUGGAUGCUUCCCCUAUGACU
Haliotis rubra (blacklip abalone) is the source of this 1676-nucleotide messenger RNA. RefSeq names its product protein TBATA-like. Lineage: Eukaryota; Metazoa; Mollusca; Gastropoda; Lepetellida; Haliotidae. The coding region runs from base 130 to 1482 and encodes 450 amino acids. The transcript has 8 exons. The record is from RefSeq and is a predicted model, not a curated record.